ACGUUGGCAUCUAGGUCACGUGCCAAUCCCGAUACGGCGAGAGAGCAGGCGCUUGUGACGCCGCCCGGAACGACGAACAGAUUGCUGUUUCCAGCCGGAAGACUUUGGAAGGAGUGCCCUCCGGAUCUGAUGUCAAUCACACUGAAGGGGAAAACUGACUUUUUUUUCGCGGAGGGAGUAGGGCGUUCGUGGGAGCCGAGCUUGAAGAAGCGACGGGUGCCUCGUUGGGCUUUGGGCGGAGAAAAGUAUUAGGCUGACGAAGACGAGGUUUCCCUGUUCUGUCAAAGAAAUGGGGAGACAUCAGUUUUUGGAACUUGCAGCACAGCAACUGGCACAGGCCUGCCCAGCCCAAGCACGCUUUUUACGAUGGACACUGAGCAACAUAGAAGGUAAGAAACCGGAGAAUGCUAGCUGGAUCUGCGCGUUUUGUUACCAGUCGCUUCUUCCUGGUAAUUACAGGGUCCGUCUAAUGCCCAAAAUAAAAAUAACUCCCCGGAUAGAGAAAUUACUUCACAGGGAAAGAAAAAACUACAGACUCAAUUUAAAACAAACAAAGAUUUUGGAGAAGUACAAAGAAUCAACAAAUAUUCUGUUAAUAACCUGCAACGUGUGUGGAAAAACAGCAAAGCAUAAUGGAAACAGUAGGAGGACGUCAUGGAACAAAACUACCCCUGCCAGCCACAAUUGGCCUAGAUCAAAAAGAGAGACUCCAUUCUCAAGUCCAAGAAUUUCUACAUCUGGACAAUCAACUCCUGGCUCCUCCUCCAAAAAUGCCAAAGCCCACUUCACACAGUUGAAAAGACUGCUUUGCCUUGAAGAAGAGAAACAAACGAAUAAGAAAGACCUGAAAAGCUUCUUGUUGUCACUUUAGAAUCUUAACAUUAUUAAUAUUCCUUAAUUAUAGCUGAUUAAAGGAGUCUAUCUGUUAAUAAAAAUGAUACCUUAUUUGGAAGGGAAUAUCAAUGGGUAAAUACAGAUAUAGUAUGACUAGAGGAGCAAUUGUUGACAUUUUCUGUUCCUUCCCAAACAUUGCUAAAUGUAUGCAGCAGCACUGCUUGUAUAUUGUCUGUACAAAUAUAUUCUAUUUAUUUAGCUUUUUAAAAUUUUAAUAAGAAUUUUCAACACUGCAGUUUGAUCUUCUGUUGUCUUUGACCAUUUCUUUUCCAUGAAUGAAUUAAAUAAUUGCAUAUCUGUUCUAGAACAGGUCGAAAUAAGCCAUUGAUGCGGCCCACAAAGGGCUGCCAGUGCUGCUACCCACCAGGACUUCACCCUCCCUGGUGUGUGUAAGGAAGGAAAAAAGAGAAAGAAAGAGAAGAGGGAGAAAGAAAGGUAGGAAAGAGGGAAAGAUGGAGGAAGAGGAGGGAGGGAAAGGGAAGAAGGGAGAAAAAGGAGAAGGAAGGAGGGAGGAGUGGAAAAGGAGGAAAGGGAAGGAAUAAGGAAGAUGGAGAAAGGAAGAAAUACCAAAAAAGGAAGUAGGGAGAAAGAGAAGGAAAAAGGGAAGGGAAGUGGGGAGAAAAAGGGAAAGGAAGGGAAGUAGGGAGAAAGAGAAGGAAAAAGGGAAGAAAAAUAGCGAGUGAGGGAGAAAAGAAAGAGAAGGAGGGAAAAGAGGGAAAGAAGAGGUAGAAAAAAGGAAGGAGGGAGGAAGAUAGGAAGGAAAGGGAGAGAGAAAGAAAAAAGGUAGGGAGAGGAAUGAAGGGAGGUAGGAAAAUGAAGGAAGAAAGGAGAGAAAAGGAAGAAAGGUAGAGAAGAAACAGAAGGAAGAAAAAGGACAAAAAGGGAAGUAGGAAAAAGGGAAAAAAUCUAAAAGUGUACUGUAGUGGUUUGAACCUCGGAGUACAAUUCUUUUUUUU
Molecule: messenger RNA, 1850 nt
Organism: Anolis sagrei ordinatus
Lineage: Eukaryota; Metazoa; Chordata; Lepidosauria; Squamata; Anolidae
Gene: RMP24
Product: chromosome 6 C18orf21 homolog
Source: RefSeq, a predicted model, not a curated record